This is a messenger RNA of Calypte anna (Anna's hummingbird), 3152 nucleotides long. It is a transcript of the gene CRYL1, whose product is annotated as crystallin lambda 1. The record is from RefSeq and is a predicted model, not a curated record. The transcript has 9 exons. The coding region runs from base 265 to 1158 and encodes 297 amino acids. Gene Ontology annotation, biological process: fatty acid metabolic process. Gene Ontology annotation, molecular function: L-gulonate 3-dehydrogenase activity; NAD+ binding. Lineage: Eukaryota; Metazoa; Chordata; Aves; Apodiformes; Trochilidae.
CCGGGGUCUCUGGGAGCCGACGCUCGGCGCUCGGACACUGGCGAGGUCCGGCCUGCGGGCGGUGGGUUCGCUGCCUCAGCGCGGCAGGUGAGGCCCUGCCCCAGAUGGCCCUCCCCGCAGGCGUCCGGUGCCGCAGCGCGGUGCUGAGUCGGGGCAGUCGUCCUGACAGCCGUAUCCUACUUUAAAUAACAAAGCUCACCCAAAUUAAACGACAAGUACCCCCAGCAUCUCUGCUCGAAUGGACUCAUUGGUCGCAGCUGGGCCAUGGCAUUUGCUGCUGGAGGCUUCAAAGUGAAACUGUAUGAUAUUGCACAACAACAGCUGACAACUGCCCUGGAAAACAUCCGCAAACAAAUGAAGGAUCUGGAGGAGAAAGGAUUCCUGAAAGGAGAUUUGAGUGCGGAGCAGCAGUUUUCUCUCAUUAGCAGCUGUACAGACCUGAAGGCAGCAGUAGAGGGUGCUACUUUCAUUCAGGAAUGUACACCAGAGAACCUGGAACUGAAAAAGAAGAUUUUCAGUCAGUUAGACCUGAUUGUUGGUGACAAAGUUACCUUGAGCAGCUCGACCUCUUGUCUCUUACCCAGCAAGUUGUUCACUGGCCUUAAGCAUGUUAAGCAGUGUAUUGUGUCACAUCCUGUAAAUCCACCAUACUUUGUGCCACUGGUUGAAAUUGUGCCUCAUCCAGAAACAGAUCCUUCUACUGUAGAAAGAACAUAUGCACUAAUGAAGAAGAUUGGCCAAUCUCCUGUCAAACUCAACAGAGAAGUUGAGGGGUUUGUACUGAAUCGGCUCCAGUAUGCAGUGAUAAGUGAAGCCUGGAGACUUGUGGGUGAAGGAGUAAUAUCUCCUACUGAUCUAGACCUUGUGAUGUCUGAUGGAUUGGGAAUGCGAUAUGCAUUUAUUGGACCUCUGGAAACCAUGCAUCUUAAUGCAGAAGGUAUUUCAGAUUAUUGUGAAAAAUACUGUGAAGGUAUAAGAUUUGUUCUGAACACCUUUGGACCAGUUCCAGAAUUCUCAGGUGAAACUAAGCAGAAAAUCAAUCAGGCAAUGUCUGAAAAAAUUCCAGUUGUUCCAAAAGUCUUGGAUGCCAGAAGAAAAUGGAGAGAUGAAUGUCUCACUGGUCUUGCCAAACUGAAAAAAGAAAUGAAAUCUGACUGAGGUGCACCUUGUCUUAGAGGAGAGGCCAAAUGAAGAGCAUAUCUGCAUAAAAAGUGGAAGGUUUUGGUCAUGCAGAAGAGGAGACUGAAUGUGCAACCAACGAUAUGCACAAAUGUGGAGACCAAUGAAAAUAUUUGGUCCAAAUUUAUCAUGCCAUGAUUCAUUAAUAACUGGAAACAGUUAUUUAAAAGUUCGGUUAAAAUUUAUCAAAUUAUUAUAUAUGCAUUAGAUAGGUAAGCAUUAAGUAGCUUUAGCAAUAUUAAUGUUGUGCAAUGCUGGGACACAAUCUUGUUUUAAAUAAUGCAUUUUUCAGCUUGCUUAGGAAUUCAGCGCUUGAACAAUAUUUGCACAUGCAGGGAUCUGAAAUAGGCAAACAUCAGCUGUUUGCCACUGGAUAAAAUAAGCCCUCACCUACCAAUCACUGUGACAGUGAGGUUAAUUUGUAAAGCACUGACUUUAGAUAGGAAAAGGCUGUGUUGUCUGGUGAGCUGAGACCUCAGCAGCAGUGAGGGUCACCUCGACUUAGCUCUGUAAUUAUUCAACAAUGUUGGGGAAAGAGUUACUCUUUCUUUCCCUCCCUCUUGCACUUCUGUACCUGUAUAAUGAUGCAGAUAUAAGUAAGCAGAGCAGAAUCUCCCCCUCAUCCCCUACCCUGGGUUCUGUAAGUCUUACCGGAGACCUGUUCAGUCUUUAAAAGCCUAACUCAGAUGUUUGAUGCUGGCCAUUGACAUUGUUGCAUAAAAUGUGAAUGAGAAACAAGAGAUUUUUAUUUUAAAGUUUUUUUGGGAGUCAGUAUGGUGUAGUGGAUUGGUCUGGGCUUUCCCCCAGUGUACUGCAUGAUUAAGUGAUCUUGGGAACCCAUUUCACCUCUCUGAUGCUAUGUCUACUUUGUACAUUAUCUGAAGCAAGAACUGCUUCUUCAGGACUCAAGGUAGAUGAAAGGACCUCAAGUAUCUGCUAUUUUACCCCACUACAAAAAGAUUUAUUAGCUUAGAUGUAGCAUUUAAGCUUUACUGCUGCCCUUCCUACAGGAGACACAACAUCUGUUUAAGAAGAGGGUAUACAUCUGGAAGUAGAAAAAUCCCCAGUUGCUGGAGUGGCAUGUUUCAGUCCACAGCAAGCAGAGCAUAUGUAAAAUGGAUGUAUUUGCCCUGUAAUAGUUAGGCUUUGAUCUUAGCUGGAACUUUGGAGCACUGUUGUUAUGCAGAUUGUAAAGGAUAACUUGAAACAGUGCAUUGCACCCACACUGCUUGAGUUAAGCAUUUCUGAAUUUGUGUAGACUGGUUGUGUAGCUGCAGUCACAGCACAGAUGCAGAUGUAUUAAGCUAUUUUGCUAAUGCUCAGCUAAGGGGCAUUUCAGAUCUUGUUUUUUACAGUGGGUGCAGCACACAAACAGGUUACUGAAACUUGAAACUUGAUUCGUUGUCAUUUUGAGCUAAACAGCAGAAAUUCCUGCAUGAACACACCAAUACCACUUAUUUCUGCUUAGGUCACAGUAAAGGUUAGACCUAGAUACAUUGUGUCACUUAGACAUAUGGUAGACCAAGAACACAACUCUGUGAAACAUGAAGUGUGAGGCAUGAUGCUGAGGUUGUCCUGUGCUCCUUUAUAGUAAUUGAACAGAAAAUUGGUAAGUUUAAUUUAUUCUACCCCAAUAUAGACAUAAAAUUGUGUUUUCUUCUAUUUUUAUGGCCACAGCAACUGCCUGAGCCUGCCUUUAGACAUAAGAACUUGAGGAAGUCAAACCUCACUCCUGAUGCCUUGUUGAGCAAUAGCAAAUUAAUUAUGGGGUGGAUUACCUCACUUGAUGUAGAGAGACCAUUGAAGGUUCCAAUUACUUUCAGGAUUAGACCUGUUUUGCUAUGAACAUAGGACAUUGUCAUGACUAAUUAGCUCACAUUUCUUCUGUUUAUUCUGAGAUAUUUUAACACUCAAUCCUUUUGUCUUCAUCUUUAUUACUUGCUUAUGAAUAAAAUAUUUUAAUGAGAAAGAUA